Molecule: messenger RNA, 7720 nt
Organism: Bufo gargarizans (Asiatic toad)
Lineage: Eukaryota; Metazoa; Chordata; Amphibia; Anura; Bufonidae
Gene: NBAS
Product: NBAS subunit of NRZ tethering complex
Biological process (GO): retrograde vesicle-mediated transport, Golgi to endoplasmic reticulum
Cellular component (GO): Dsl1/NZR complex; endoplasmic reticulum membrane
Molecular function (GO): SNARE binding
Source: RefSeq, a predicted model, not a curated record
CCUAGCAGCUCGCUUGCCAGCAGUAAAGAUGGCGGCGCCUAUGGACGAAGCUGUCAGCGGGAAUAGUGAAGAAAAUAUUCUGUAUGAUCUGUUAAUAAACACCGAGUGGCCCCCGGAGCCCGAUGUGCAGCCUCGAGGUGGUCGUGAACAUGGAGCAUCGUUUGUCCUCACCAAGACUAUUACAGCUCCAGCUUAUUACUUCCUGCAACUACUCUGGUACAGCCCGGCGAAAUUUAGUCUUCCCUCUGGCCUCGUCCGUCUGGUCAGCAAGCAAAUCAACUGGCAGCUGGUGCUGACGAGUAACGGCAAGCUUUUGGCAGCAGUCCAGGACCAGUGCAUUGAAAUUAGGUCUGCAAAGGAUGAUUUUGGCUCGGUUAUAGGAAAAUGUCAAGUUCCUAAAGACCCCAACCCUCAGUGGAGGCAUGUGGCGUGGAGUCACGACUGCACCUUGGUGGCUUAUGCCGAGAGCACCGGGACCGUUCGACUGUUUGAUCUCAUGGGGAGUGAACUGUUUGUCAUCCCUCCGCAGACCAGCUUCCCCGGGGAUAUGAGUUAUGCUAUUGCUGGCCUGAUCUUCCUGGAGUACAAAGCGAGCACACAGUGGUCAGCCGAACUGCUAGCCAUCAAUUACCGCGGGCAGCUGAAAAGUUACCUAGUGAGUGUCGGGGCCAACCACAGCUAUCAAGAGAGCCACAGCUUCAACUUCGGAUGUCAUUAUUCUCAGGGCAUUUCCUCUGUCGUCUACCUUCCUGACCACAGGCUCCUGUUAGUUGGAGGCAGCGAGACAAAUGAAGAUGGAGUGUCGGAGGCCACGCAGUGUGGGCUCACGUCCUGGAGAGUGCUUUCCGGCUCUCCUCAUUACAAACAGGUCACUAAUUACAAGGGUGACGUAGGCCAGGCGCUGAAGGGAAAAGGAUUGUGGAGGAUUAUUAAGUUGCGAUUAUCUAACAGACACGGAAGCGAACAGGAUGGCAUUUUUAGAAUGAGUCUUUCUCCGGAUGGAAAUCUUUUGGCAGCCGUUCAUUUCUCCGGCAGACUGUCCAUUUGGGAGAUUCCAUCGUUAAGACUACAGAGAGAGUGGCCUCAAAGUGAACAGCCCAAGUAUGAUGAGAUCAAUCCUGAUUGGCAAAGCUCGGUGGAGAAACGGAAGAAGAUGAAAGAUAAAGAAUCCUAUUAUCCGCUGAUUGAUGUUAAUUGGUGGGCGGACAAUGCUGUGAUUUUGGCUCGCUGCUCUGGCUCUUUGACGGUGUCUUCUGUGAAAACAUUAAAGAAUUUACUGGGGAAAUCCUGCGAAUGGUUUGAACCCUCUCCACAAGUUACUGCCGCUCACGACGGAGGCUUCCUCAGCUUGGAGUGUGAAGUAAAACUUGCUUCAAAAAGGUCCCGCUUGGAGAGCAGAGCUGGUGAGGAGGAAUACGGAGAUCAAGAUUCUGACUUUGAUGACGAGAUGUCGGCCAAAGACAGAUAUUUGUCUUACAUCAAACAAGGGCUGUACUUUGCCACCGAGAUGGAACGCUUUGCCCCUCCUCGCAAACGUCCUCGAACCAUCACAAAAAUGUACAGGCUUGUUAGUCUGAGGUCGACAACACCAGAAGAACUCUACCAGAGGAAGAUUGAUAAUGAAGAGUAUGGAGAAGCUUUAUCUUUGGCGCAUGCAUAUGGACUGGACACUGACCUGGUAUAUCAGAGGCAGUGGAGGAAAUCGGCUGUCAACAUUGCUACAAUUCAGGACUAUUUGAGCAAAAUUAAAAAGAGGUCUUGGGUCCUGCAUGAAUGUCUGGAAAGGGUCCCCGAGAAUGUGGACGCGGCCAAGGAAUUGCUGAUGUUUGGCCUUAAGGGAACAGACCUGGAGGCGCUUGUUGCGAUAGGCAAUGGGGAAGAUGGAGGAAGGUUUAUUCUACCAGGAGAUGUAGACUUUGAUGACAUUGCAUAUGAAGACUUCUUGACUCCAGAAGAAGAGGCAGAAAGCCGAAUAGAGAGAGAAAACCAGAGACGUAAAGAGCUGCUGCAGAGGGUGGACUUUGACAACUUAACACUUGAGCAGAAGGAGAUCUGCCGCUGCAGACUCAAGUUAUUGACCUACCUAGAUCGCCUAUCUACAUAUGAGGAGAUCCUCGGGGGGCAUCAGGCAGCCGAGAAGAGAUACGACGCCGACUUCUUCAAGAAGUUUAGGAACCAAAAUAUUGUGCUGUCAGCGAGAACAUAUGCUCGGGAAAGCAAUGUGCAAGCUUUGGACCUGCUCUUUACCUUCCAUGGGUCGGAUCUGCUCCCUCACCGCCUGGCUAUUCUCUCUAAUUUCCCUGAGACCACCCCUCCUCAUAAAUACGCCAUAUUGCUACCCGAGGCAAGCUUUGAAGCCGGUGAGCUGAAGAUUGUCGCCUGGAACGAGCAGGAACACCGCGACAAAGACUGGUGCGAAGAGCCUCGUUGCAAGUCACAGGUAGAGCCCGGUGCACCAGAUCUGGCCGAGUUUCUGUAUGAGGAGCAGCCUGUACUACUGAUCUACAGUACGGACUGUCUGUCCAUCGACAUAGUGAAGAACUGGUUCUGGAACCGAGCCGAGGAGAUUGAGAAUUACUCCAGACAGGUGGAUGGUGCACUUUCUUUGGUGCGUCUGGGAAAAGAGAAGAAUAUUCCAGGUUUGGAGCUGCUUUGUGAUGAUCUGGUCACGUUGGAGACCCUUGUGUAUGAAGCCAACUGUGAUGUGUCAUUAACCCUCAAAGACCUGCACCAGCUCAAGGACAUUGAGAAACUACGGCUUCUUUUGGAAAAUUCCUCAGAAGAAAACUACGUGAAAAACGCCUACCAGUGGAUGGUUCCUUUCCUCCAUCGUUGCGAAGCUCAGACCCCCGGAGCAUCAAACACUCUGCUAAAAGAAUAUAUAGUCACCCUGGCGAAGGACGACCUUAAAUUCCCCCUGAAGAUUUUUCAGCAUUCAAAGCCCGAUUGCCAACAAAAAUUAAUCCCUGUUCAGGACCAGCUGAUGAUAAUUGCUCUAGAGUCCAUCUACAUUUGUGAGCGAGAUGACCAGCUUUCCCUCUGCUAUGACAUAUUGGAAUGCUUACCACAGAGGGGCUAUGGCAUGGAGACGGACAUAAGUAAAUCUCUACACGACAAGGUGGAUCAGCUCGAGCAAAUCCUCAGCGUGUCAGAGAUCCUGGAGAAGCAUGGACUACAGAAACCCAUUUCAUUUGUGAAAGAAACACAGUCAAGUUUAGAAGAAGCUCGCAAGCUGAUCGUACGGCUGACCCGGCACACUGGUCGCAAGCAACCUCCGGUCAGUGAGAGUCAUUGGAAAGGGCUUCUCCAGGAUCUUCUGGACAUGCAGCAGAACGUGUACACGUGUCUGAACGCAGACGUCUGCUAUGAGAUCUUUGCUGAGAGUUUGCUAUGUUCGGGCCGUCAUGAGAACAUCAAGCUGGCCGGGCACAUGAUGCAUUGUAACUCAACCUCUGUAGACCUUCCCGUUAGCAUCAACUCCAAAGGCAAGCCGCAGUACAGGGUCAGCUACGGGAAGAGCGCGGAGCUGGUGCUGGCUGCCAGCAGAGAAUACUUUAACUCGUCCGCCACCCUCACCGAUGACUGUAUGGAUCUGGCAAGGAGCUGCCUGCACCUGAUUACUGACUGUCCCGAUUCCAUUCAGGAGGAGCUAGACCUGAUCCGAUCUCUGGGCUACCUGGAGGAGUUUGGGGUGAAAAUUUUGCCUCUGCAAGUGCGCCUGUGCUCCAACCGCCUCAGCCUCAUCAAGAAGUGUAUUUCCCAGUCCCCAACCAGCUACAAGCAGUCAGCGAAAUUGCUGGCACUGGCUCAUCUGCUGCGAGUCGCAGGAAAUGAAGAGACAGAGAUGAAGGGACAGGUUUUUACUCUCCUGGCUGAACAGGCUCUUCAGUGUCAGGAUUACAAGGCUGCCAAUGGGCACUGCCAAGAACUCUUGACUGCUGGAUAUAAUAAAAGUUGGGAAAUUUGCAGCAAGUUGGGACAGUGUGAGAGCUAUGAGGACCUUGGCACUCGAAAAGAACUGAUGGCCUUUGCUUUAACCCAUUGUCCUCCAUGUGCCAUACAGACCCUGCUGGCUGCCAGCAGCUCCUUGCAGACUCAGAUUCUCUUUCAAGCAGUAAAUUACCAGAUACACCCAGGUGGCGGCGGCGAAGGGCUGGAGAAUUCUCAGCAUCUUGGACCUCCUGGGUCAGCCGGCAAAGAAGAAGCCAGUCAGGCCGAUUCCAAGCCCCAGUCGGUGGAUUUGCUGCAUCGAACAACUGCUACAACCAUGAAAGUUCUGACUAAUACAACCCUGACUACUAAGGCUGUGCUGCAUGCUGUCAGUGAUGGGCAGUUCUGGAAAAAGUCCCUAACAUACCUCCGUCCUCUGAAUGGUCUGGAGCAGAGCAGCACGUCGAAGAGCGCCAAGGGUUCGACCACGCCGGGUACCGGCCAAGGCUGCCAGCCCUUUUAUGAAUCUCUGAUCGUCAAUCCUUUUAUUGCUGAAGGUGAAGCUACGUACACCACUUACCAGUACAAUUCCCAGGAAAGCUUCGCGGAAGUUCUUCUCAGGACCGGAAAAUUAGCCGAAACCAAAAGUGAAGGUGACACGCUGUUCCCUGCCACGGAAGUUCUGCUGCAGCUGGCUAGCGACACUUUGCCCAAUGAUAUCACGUUGUCUGUUGCGUAUCUACUCGCUCUCCCCCAGGUGCUAGAUGCCAACAAAUGCUUUGAAAAGCAAUCGCAUUCAGCUCUGUCUCUCCAGCUGGCGGCUUAUUACUACAGCCUGCAGAUCUAUGCCCAUUUGGCGCCAUGCUUCAAGGACAAGUGCCAUCCUCUCUACAGGGCUGACCCAAAUAUGCUCAUCAAGUUGGUAACCAAGUACGUCUCAGAUUAUGCCAAUGCCAACUGGCCUAUUGAACUGGUGCCCCUGAUCGAGCAACUGCACUACUACAAUGAACGGCUGGUGGACUUCACUCAGGCUCAGAUCCUCCAAGGACUCGGCAAGGGAGUGGAUGUGCAGAGAUUCGCCACAGACAGCCAGUACAAAACGGAGACUAUUCUAGGACUUGCUGAGACUCUGGAAGAGAACGUGUACAAGAUUUCCCUAUCCCUGGCUCAGCGGUACAGAGUCCCUCUGUGGGAGGUUUACAUGACGCACUUGGAGUACCUGUUCUGUGACAGUGGCUUAUCCACAACCGAAAUAGAGGCGCGCGCCAAAUCCCUCGGCUUGUUUGACACCUUAAAAGCCAACCCCGAGGCUUUCUGCGAGCACAUGGCCAAAUACGUCUACCCCACCAUAGAGGGCAGAGACCUCCAAAGGCUGCUGUAUUAUUUCACCCUCCUGGAGAACUGCGGCUGCUCGCACUACGUCAAGCACAUCAAGCCCGACUCCCACGUCAAACUGCUCAAAAAACUGAAGGCGGUGGCAUCAGGUCUGGAUUAUAAGCGAAUGACAGAUGCCGGUCUGAACCCCCUGGAGUCACUGGCUCCCGUACUCACCAGCCAUAAUGUACUCGCUAUUUCCAAGCUAGCUGCGAGAAUCCCAGACGUGGAGGGGAACAUGCUGUCCUCCAGCGCGGUGCAUGCCGCCUGGCUGAAGAAACUCUUCUGGAACGGCGACCCGCAGCUUCUCAAGGAAGCCCCAAAGACCGUGACCGAAUUGUCCCAUGCCUACGACAUCUGCAGGAAAUACUUGGAUAGACUGACACCCGGCGAUUUGAUUGCAUUCAUUGAUGAAAUCACUUUCACCCCACGUGCUGUUGACAAGUUGACAAUGGAUGCCAGGAGCGAAAUGACCAAGAAGACCAUUACAUCGGUGAGACAGUUUCUCGAUAAGCAGAAGAAGAAAACAUCUGGAGAAGUUGCUGAGGCAUCACAUUCGUCUGUCACAUAUAAUGGGGCGUUGAGCCAUUUACAGCAGUCUCUUGCUCACCUCGAAACUCUUGGUCUGGACUUUGUUGAGCACUUGAGAAGUUUGGACCAGGACCGUGUGCAGAAGUAUUCACACAUGUAUGAUCUGUCAAGAUCGGAGAAGGAGAAGCUGAGGAACCUGGCACUCACAAUGUGUCUAAAUGGUCAGUCUCUAAACACCAUACAGAAGUUAUUGGAAGUAGCAGUUGGUGAUAUUGACAUCAGUCCAAAGGACAUUGUGCGAAGCUCUACAGAGAGAAUCAUCGCUAAACUGAGUGGUAAUGAUUUGGAUUCUGGUGCCAUUGAAGAUCCUUUAAAAGUCUUGGAAGCUAUUGUGAGAGAGGUGCACCUCAGCACUGAGAGAGGGGAGAAUCUGGUCACAUCUGAUGACCUAUUGGAGUGGUUACGGCCAUUUUGUGGUGAUGAUUCGCUACCGGUGAAACCCAGAAUCGAUGUACUACAGAUUAUGGAACAGGCGUUUAAUCUAAGCGAUGAGGACAGCAGGCUGCUCGUAUUUUUCAGAACACAAGCCAUUUUGAAGGCUUCGUGGCCCGAAAAGAAGGUUGAUGUGGCUGACAUUGAAAAUGAAGAAAAAAGAUAUCUUCUCUUUGUGAAGCUGCUGGACAUCAGUCACACGCUCCCAGAGUUCCAGCACUUAGUUUUACUUCUACAAGCCUGGCCUCCGAUGAAAGGACUAAGCAUUGCAUCUCAAGAAGAUAACCCAUGGGUAAAACUGGUGAAAGCGAUGCUCUCCAGCUGUGGAGCCGAGAAACGAGAGGGGAUGUCCUCUGAAGUCCUAAAACUGUGCCGAUCCUUCUACAAGUCUAGACAUGCAUUUUCUGUAGAGUGUAUUGAUGCGAUCUGCUCGCUCUUGUUAGAGCACGACAUGCUGCUGACAUCACUGAAGUUAUUUAUCGAGAGCGGCGAUCCCAAUCUUCAUUCAAAGGCGCUGAAGCUCUUAACUGCAGUUACAAAGGUCACUGACUCAAACUGUGACUCCGAAAUCCUUUCUCUGCUUCUGGAUGCCAAAUUGCUGGUAAACUGCAUUGGUACCAUCUACUACUCGCAUCUGAUUAACCAUUUGCUAGCUGCAUCGGAGGAGUCCAGGUGGAACGUUGAAGAGAUAUCAAGGGAGCUUCGUGAUUCUGGAUACAAAGCAGAAGCAGGGUCUCUACUGAUGUCUUAUAGAGGAACACACCCUGCUCUCCAAACCUUUACCUCUGCUCUCUCUAGUCUUAAGCGGUGGCUGUAGAGUAUUAAAUAAAAUGAGUGACCUGCUAAAUGGCCUCAGGGUAGGGGUUGUCAAUCCCUGUUCUAACUUAGUAGUAAUUGAACAUGAGGUGUUUAUGAAGACAGGAUGCACCAUUUCCUUUGUUUGACUCAUUUUGUAGUUUGUAAAAACUUCAUGUCCAUUAAAGCCUGCUUAGAUUUCUGUAUUAAGUUUAUUUAGCUAGAGCUAGAGCCCAUCUACCUCAUAUUUCCAUGAUGGACGUAUGAAACCUCUCAGACUUCACUUACCCCUUAACUAAAUCUACCAAGAUUCUCAUCCCCAAACACAAGCACAUCUCAAACACAUACUGGAAGACAUUUAUGAUAAAAAGAAAGAGUUACUGAAACAUUUUACAAAAUAAAAAAAUUGAGAUCUAUAUAAACCUUGUAUUAGUGUGGUAUAGACAUACACAGGUAUAUCGAAUACCGCUGUGCAUACUGUAACUUACUGUCUUAGGCUACAUUCACACGAACGUAUUUUGUUUCCGUGUCCAUUAGGUUUUUUGUUCUUUUUUUUGCGGAUAGGAUGCAGACCUAUUCAUUUCAAUGGGUCUCAAAA